This is a messenger RNA of Siniperca chuatsi (mandarin fish), 3851 nucleotides long. RefSeq names its product oxysterol binding protein-like 9 (gene osbpl9). The record is from RefSeq and is a predicted model, not a curated record. Gene Ontology annotation, molecular function: sterol binding. Gene Ontology annotation, cellular component: cytosol; membrane; intracellular membrane-bounded organelle. The transcript has 24 exons. Bases 82 to 2304 code for a protein of 740 amino acids. Lineage: Eukaryota; Metazoa; Chordata; Actinopteri; Centrarchiformes; Sinipercidae.
UCUUCAUCAGAAGUAGCAUCCAGCCCGUGACGCCUGCCCACACCUUAUCCGACUCCUCCCCAGCCGUAGCCUAUUGUAAAGAUGGCGUCCAUCAUGGAGGGGCCGCUAAGCAAGUGGACUAACGUUAUGAAAGGUUGGCAAUAUCGUUGGUUCGUUUUGGACUACAAUGCCGGUUUACUGUCAUACUACACGUCAAAGGACAAGAUGAUGCGAGGAUCCAGAAGAGGCUGUGUGCGACUCAGGGGAGCUGUGAUAGGCAUCGAUGACGAGGACGACAGCACAUUCACCAUCACUGUGGACCAGAAAACUUUCCAUUUCCAAGCCCGAGAUGCAGACGAGCGGGAGAAGUGGAUCCACGCCUUAGAAGGAACUAUCCUCCGUCACACCCUCCAACUCCAGGAGGCCGAGACAGGAUUUGUUCCGAGUGUUCAAGACUUUGACAAGAAGCUUGCUGAAGCUGACGCCUACCUACAAAUUCUGAUUGACCAGUUAAAGCUGUUUGAUGAGAAGAUCAAGGACUGCAAAGAGGAUGAAUCACGCAGAAAAAUUGAAAAUUUGAAGGAGACUACUUGUAGCAUGGUAGAGUCCAUUAAGCACUGUAUUGUACUGCUGCAAAUCGCCAAGGACCAAAGUAACGAACAGCAACACGCAAACGGACUUAUAAGCACCAUCAACCCAGUGGAUGGGAUCUACCAGCCCCCUCUGGACACUCCUGUAGACAACACCACGAUGCCAACACAGACCACACUACCCACAGACGCUUCUCAGGUGUGUAAAUCAGACCAACGACCCUCCACAUUACUCGUUGGUCCCGUCGUCACAGUGAUGGGAAGUCUGCAGACCCCAACUCCCAACAGCACAGGGAGUGGCCCAUCAGGCCCCAGCAGCGGCGUCGCCUCCCCAGCUCACAUCCCCCUCCCUUCACACUCAGUGCCGGACUUCUCCUAUUCCUCCAGCGAGGAUGAGUUCUACGAUGCUGACGAGUUCUACCAGAGUAGCACUUCCCCCAAACACUGCAAAGAUCCUUCAGGGCCUCCAGCUGCCUCGCCCCUCAAUAAUGAAGAAACAGCGUUGAAACGACCAGACACCACCGAAUCCCUCAACUCAUCCAUGUCCAACGGCACCACAGAUGCAGACCCGUUUGAUAGCCACGAUGACCGUGAUGACGACGGUGAGGGCGAGUCUGUGGAGGAGCACAAGAGCGUCAUCAUGCAUCUUCUCUCUCAAGUUCGUCUGGGCAUGGACCUCACGAAGGUGGUCCUGCCUACCUUCAUCCUAGAAAGGAGAUCUUUGUUAGAAAUGUACGCAGACUUCUUUGCACAUCCCGACUUAUUUGUAAGUAUCGCUGAGCAGCCGGAGCCCCGGGAGCGCAUGGUACAUGUGGUGAAGUGGUACCUGUCAGCUUUCCAUGCAGGGAGGAAAGGCUCCGUGGCCAAGAAACCUUACAACCCAAUCCUGGGAGAAGUCUUCUACUGCCACUGGGAUCUACCCAGCGAAACAGAGGAGCCUUCCCCACACACGGAGACGGUGUCUGACGGUCCAGUUCCGUGGUCUUCAGCCAACAGUGUGCGUUUUGUGGCAGAGCAGGUCUCUCACCACCCACCCAUUUCUGCAUUCUAUGCAGAGUGUUUAAGUAAGAAGAUCCAGUUCAACGCUCAUAUCUGGACUAAGUCUAAAUUCUUAGGCAUGUCCAUAGGUGUCCACAAUAUUGGCCAAGGUUGUGUGUCAUGUUUGGAGCACGAUGAACAUUACAUCCUCACCUUCCCCAAUGGAUAUGGCAGGUCGAUUCUGACUGUUCCGUGGGUGGAGCUGGGUGGGGAGUGCAACAUUUCCUGCUCUAAGUCAGGCUACAGUGCUAACAUCGUGUUCCACACCAAACCCUUCUACGGAGGAAAGAAGCACAGGAUCACUGCUGAGAUUUUUCCACCUAAUGAUAAGAAGUCUUUCUGCUCCAUUGAAGGAGAAUGGAAUGGGGUGAUGUAUGCCAAGUGGGCAACUGGAGAGAACACAGUGUUCAUAGACACUAAGAGGAUGGGCAUCAUUAAGAAGAAAGUGAGAAAGCUGGAAGACCAGCUCCAGUUCGAGUCCCGAAGAUUGUGGAGAGAUGUGACGUUGAACCUGAAGAUGAAAGACAUUGAUGCAGCAACAGAAGCCAAACACCGGCUGGAGGAGAAACAGAGGGCCGAGGCCAGAGAGAGGAAGGAGAACGAGCAGCAGUGGGAGACCAGGCUAUUUCACGAGGACGGGGAGUGCUGGGUCUAUGAUGAGCCUCUAUUAAAGAGAUUAGCCUCUCAGAGGCACUGAGAAGACUACGUACGCUCUGAUACACAUAGAUACAUAUGCAUAAAGAAAUGCACACACAACAGAGUCUUCAUAAGAACUCUUUUGCAAAACCACUUCUUUUCCAAGCCUUGGAAUGACUGAAUGAUUGAAUAUGUACACAGCUUUGCAUUUGACUGUAAAAUAACAAUAUGGACAUGAAUGAAAUCAAAUGGAAAAGCAUCUAAGAUGUAACAUAAAUGAGUAAAGUUCCUCUCCUUAUUUGGGCAACGUCACUUCCACCGCCACCGAUGCCCACCACCCGCCAACAUGAGACGCGGUAGCGCAGAGUGGGGACGGGAGGGUCGACACGUCUCGUCUCACAACUCUGUCCGUCAGCUUCACGACCACACCCUUCAUCAGCUCCACAGGACGAGCCAGAGCAGCACUCGUUUCCCUACACAAAUGGGUUUUUGGGGUGGGGGGGCAAGGGGUGUGUGGUUGAUGGUGUUCAAAUCAAAUAAACAAAUAAAACGGCGCUCUACAUCUCAGGGAAUCUGGUGACUGAGGAAUGAAAGCUGCUGCCCCCUCUGACAGCCUUAUAAUGGUGGAAUGGAUGAAUCUUAAAGGGGCGGGGGAGAAAUUCUCCGCUUGCCUGCAAGUAAUUGUAACUGUUGUUUAUAUAUAGAUAUACAUAUGAUGGAUAUAUAAAUAUAUAUUCUUUUUUUUUUUUUCAAUGCUCUUUUUUGUUUCUUUCUUUCUGGCAAUAGUGUAAAAUAGUUGAGGACAUGAACUUGAUGGCUUUACAUCUUUAGGAAUCAUUCCAUUUACCCUUUUGAUGUUUUGUUCCCAUUUCAAAUUAACUUUGCCACCUAUUUGGUCCUUCACACUGUUCUGUGUCUCAAGUGUUAUCCAGAUGCAAAGCCCUACGUAAGCCAUAGCAUCUGAACACACUGAUUGGGAGAGUUGUGAUAGAGUUAUGGGAUAUAUGCAAAUAUAGAGAUCGUUGACAUUGCCUGUCAAAGGACAAAUUUGGGUGUCCAUUAUGCCAAAAAGGUUUAGAUAAAAGGCUAAAGGGACUGGACAGAGAACAAACAAUCCUCUGAAAAUGUUUUCAUGUUACUUGAAGGCAUUUAUGAACAAAUGAUUGUGUACGUAUUUUUCUCUUUCUGGGUCGUUGGUCCAGGACUGAGUCUGUAAAGUCUCCCUUUUGUUCCGCACAGCACCUGUCCUUGUUUCCUCUUCAAACCCACAGAUGUCGGCGUGGACCACCUUGAUGGUUCACUCUUGGGUUGUCAGAGGGUGAGGAGAGUGAAAACGAGGAGCCAGAGUAGACUUUUGAAACACUGCUGCCGUUUCAUAGUGCUGCUGGAGUCCAGGCUGUGCUCUACCGGUUCAGUUUUCUUGUAAACUUAAUGUUUUUGUCCAAUGUUUUUCAAGAUAACGACCACAUAGAGGGCAAUAUUUAUCCUACUGUACACCUCUGCUUUUUUGAACCAUCAUUCAUUCUGUUAUUUACAGCUAAAAUAGGUUGGAUCUAAAUGCAAUGAUAUUUGGAUGAAAUGCAGAAAUAAACAAUUUUCACCUGAAAA